AUGGAGCUGUCGGGCAUGGAGCUGUCGGGCAUGGAGCUGGUGGACGUGGGGCUGGUGGGCGUGGAGCUGUUGGGCAUGGAGCUGGUCCUUGGCCCGGCUCCUGGGGGCCGUGAGCUUGUCCCGCAGCUCGGGGAUGCUGCUCAGCGGGUCGCCUCGUCAUUGGUCGUGCGCCUGCUCAGGAAGGCAGCCGCGGCCGUGGGUGGUAUGGAAGCCCCUGCUCUGCUGCGUCGUCCCAGAGUGGACUGUGGGGACACAGCAGGGAGCUCGCCGGCUUUGAGGAAGAGGAAGAGACCUUGCGCCCUGUUGCGCAGGCGGGGAGGCCCCAGGGAGCUGUCCAGCACCAGCCGUGCUGAAGUCUGCAGCUUUGGCUUCCUGCGAGGGCGCCUGCCUUGGCGCUGGGUCCUCACAGCCCAGCUGCAGCUGGAGAGAGCUCGCCUGUGGGGUCAGCUGGCAUGGGGCCUCAUCCUCAGGGGACAUGUGUCCACGCUGCCCUUCCACUGGGGCAGUGCCAUCGUCACUGCCUGCUAUGACUGGACUGGCCAGGCUUGCCUGCCAGAGGGAACUUGGCAGUCGUCCCCGAGCCCAGGUUGGAGGCUGCUGUGUGUAGCAGAGCGUCCUCACCCUGUGAGCCCUGAGGGCCACCCCAGCCGAUGGGCACAUCCCCGUUGGCCUGCACCCCACCCUUCCUCCCUCUGCUCCCCAAGGGAGCCCAGGUCUGGCCCAGCGGUGGGCAGGGGAGGGGCUGCCGAUCACAGAGUGCCAGCUGGCCACACUCCCGGCCCACAGCUGCUCCAGCCGCCACCACAAGGCCAGACCUGGCUCUGCCCGCAGCCCAGCUCAGCAGGCCUGGUGAAGCUUGGGGUUCACUGUGUCACCUGCCAGAAGGUGGCCAUCAAGAUCGUCAACCGUGAGAAGCUGAGCGAGUCUGUGCUGAUGAAGGUGGAGCGGGAGAUCGCGAUCCUGAAGCUCAUCGAGCACCCCCACGUCCUAAAGCUGCACGACGUUUAUGAAAACAAAAAAUAUUUGUACCUGGUGCUAGAACACGUGUCAGGUGGUGAGCUUUUCGACUACCUGGUGAAGAAGGGGAGGCUGACGCCUAAGGAGGCUCGGAAGUUCUUCCGGCAGAUCAUCUCCGCGCUGGACUUCUGCCACAGCCACUCCAUAUGCCACAGGGAUCUGAAACCUGAAAACCUCCUGCUGGACGAGAAGAACAACAUCCGGAUCGCAGACUUCGGCAUGGCGUCCCUGCAGGUUGGCGACAGCCUGUUGGAGACCAGCUGCGGGUACGUGGCCCUCUGCCCCUGCUGGCUCUGCACGGGCUGGCUAGAGCACAUUCAGAAACACAUAUGGUAUAUAGGAGGCAAGAACGAGCCAGAACCAGAGCAGCCCAUUCCUCGCAAGGUGCAGAUCCGCUCGCUGCCCAGCCUGGAGGACAUCGACCCUGACGUGCUGGACAGCAUGCACUCCCUGGGCUGCUUCCGAGACCGCAACAAGCUGCUGCAGGACCUGCUAUCGGAGGAGGAGAAUCAGGAGAAGAUGAUUUACUUCCUCCUCCUGGACCGGAAAGAAAGGUACCCGAGCCAGGAGGACGAGGACCUGCCCCCCCGGAACGAGAUAGACCCUCCCCGGAAGCGUGUGGACUCCCCGAUGCUGAACCGGCACGGCAAGCGGCGGCCGGAGCGCAAGUCCAUGGAGGUGCUCAGCGUGACGGACGGCGGCUCCCCGGUGCCUGCGCGGCGGGCCAUUGAGAUGGCCCAGCACGGCCAGAGGUCUCGGUCCAUCAGCGGUGCCUCCUCAGGCCUUUCCACCAGCCCACUCAGCAGCCCCCGGGUGACCCCUCACCCCUCACCAAGGGGCAGUCCCCUCCCCACCCCCAAGGGGACGCCUGUCCACACGCCAAAGGAGAGCCCGGCCGGCACGCCCAACCCCACGCCACCGUCCAGCCCCAGCGUCGGAGGGGUGCCCUGGAGGGCACGGCUCAACUCCAUCAAGAACAGCUUUCUGGGCUCACCCCGCUUCCACCGCCGGAAACUGCAAGUUCCGACGCCAGAGGAGAUGUCCAACCUGACCCCAGAGUCGUCUCCAGAGCUGGCCAAGAAGUCCUGGUUUGGGAACUUCAUCAGCCUGGAGAAGGAGGAGCAGAUCUUCGUGGUCAUCAAAGACAAACCUCUGAGCUCCAUCAAGGCUGACAUCGUGCACGCCUUCCUGUCGAUCCCCAGCCUCAGCCACAGUGUCAUCUCCCAGACGAGCUUCCGGGCCGAGUACAAGGCCACGGGGGGGCCAGCCGUGUUCCAGAAGCCUGUCAAGUUCCAGGUGGAUAUCACCUAUACGGAGGGAGGGGAGGCACAGAAGGAGAACGGCAUCUACUCCGUCACCUUCACCCUGCUCUCAGGCCCCAGCCGCCGCUUCAAGAGGGUGGUGGAGACCAUCCAGGCCCAGCUGCUGAGCACACACGACCCCCCCGCGGCCCAGCACUUGUCAGACACCACUAACUGUAUGGAAAUGAUGACGGGGCGGCUUUCCAAAUGUGACGAGAAGAACGGGCAGGCGGCCCAGGCCCCCAGCACGCCCGCCAAGCGGAGUGCCCACGGCCCACUCGGUGACUCCGCGGCCGCUGGCCCUGGCCCCGGAGGGGACGCCGAGUACCCAACGGGCAAGGACACGGCCAACACGGGCCUGCCCGCCGCCCGCCGCGAGCAGCCUUAG
Mandrillus leucophaeus (drill) is the source of this 2706-nucleotide messenger RNA. RefSeq names its product BR serine/threonine kinase 2 (gene BRSK2). Gene Ontology annotation, cellular component: cytoplasm. Gene Ontology annotation, molecular function: tau-protein kinase activity; protein serine/threonine kinase activity; ATP binding. Gene Ontology annotation, biological process: microtubule cytoskeleton organization; protein phosphorylation; intracellular signal transduction. Lineage: Eukaryota; Metazoa; Chordata; Mammalia; Primates; Cercopithecidae. The record is from RefSeq and is a predicted model, not a curated record.